Molecule: messenger RNA, 1331 nt
Organism: Cavia porcellus (domestic guinea pig)
Lineage: Eukaryota; Metazoa; Chordata; Mammalia; Rodentia; Caviidae
Gene: Cfap36
Product: cilia and flagella associated protein 36
Exons: 10
Coding region: 244-1269 (341 amino acids)
Cellular component (GO): axoneme; ciliary base
Source: RefSeq, a predicted model, not a curated record
ACGUUCUUUAAACGCCUUGCGGCACCCAGCAUGGGACAACUGCUUCACUUCCCGGCUCCAGUCCCGGGUGGCUACGGCCGUUGCCAUAGCGACCAUUUUACGUUAACUGGUUUGUAGUUUUAUCCCGGUGGCUGCGCGGCACCGGGGGACUCUUCCCCGCUCCUCCUUGGCUCUUGGCGUCCGAGACGUUUCGGCGAGCCCCGGGAAUCUGGCCUGGGGAUCUGCGUAGCUGCGUGGGGGCGGAUGGCUGCCGAGGAGGACGAGGUGGAAUGGGUGGUGGAGAGCAUCGCGGGCUUCCUCCGGGGUCCUGACUGGUACAUCCCCAUCUUGGACUUCGUGGAGCAGAAAUGUGAAGUUUUUGAUGAUGAAGAAGAAAGCAAAUUGACAUAUACAGAGAUUCAUCAGGAAUAUAAAGAACUAGUUGAAAAGCUGUUAGAAGGUUACCUCAAAGAAAUAGGAAUUAAUGAAGAUCAGUUUCAGGAAGCGUGCACUUCUCCUCUUGCAAAGAUUCGAACAUCACAGGCCAUCUUACAACCUGUGUUGGCAGCAGAAGAUUUUACUAUCUUUAAAACAAUGAUGGUCCAGAAAAACAUUGAAAUGCAGCUGCAGGCCAUUAGAAUCAUUCAAGAGAGAAAUGGCGUAUUACCUGACUGCUUAACUGAUGGUUCUGAUGUGGUCAGUGACCUUGAACAGGAAGAGAUGAAAAUCCUAAGGGAAGUUCUUAGAAAAUCAAAAGAGGAAUACGACCUGGAAGAAGAAAGGAAGAGAAAAAAACAGUUACCAGAGGCUAAAACAGAAGAACCCUUUGUGUACGCUAAUGAAGCUGCCGAAAUGGGUAAUUCCCAAGCUGAUGGCGAGCAUUUGGUGCAGCCACCGUCAGAAGUUAAGUCACCUUUUGCUAAUUCAUCAGCACAAGCCUUGGCAAGAAAAGUGAAAAUGUUGCCUGAAACUUCCUCUCUUUCCCAAAAAGGCUGGAUGCCUGGCUUAGAACAUACACGCAUUGAAGGACCAAUAGCAAAUCUGUCAGCACUUGGAACAGAAGAGCUUCGACAACGAGAACAGUAUCUCAAGCAGAAGAGAGAUAAGUUGAUGUCCAUGAGAAAGGAUGUAAGGACUAAGCAGACUCAGAACACAGAGGAGAAAGGAAAACCUGCUGGGGAGGCAGAGGAAAUGACAGAGAAGCCAGAAAUGACAGCCGAGGAGAAGCAAACACUACUAAAGAGGCGAAUGCUUGCAGAGAAACUUAAAGAAGAAGUUAUUAAUAAGUAAUUUAAAACUUAGCAAAACAGAAGUCCAAAUUUUCUUAAAAAUAAAUUUAAUCCUUGAACCAA